This is a messenger RNA of Vigna unguiculata (cowpea), 2008 nucleotides long. RefSeq names its product fructan 6-exohydrolase-like. Gene Ontology annotation, biological process: carbohydrate metabolic process. The record is from RefSeq and is a predicted model, not a curated record. NCBI's taxonomy places the organism in Eukaryota, Viridiplantae, Streptophyta, Magnoliopsida, Fabales, Fabaceae. Gene Ontology annotation, molecular function: hydrolase activity, hydrolyzing O-glycosyl compounds.
UUCUAGCUCCAAAAUUCUCAAAGUUGGUGUAUAUUAAAUCCUAAUAAUAUAGGUUAUGGAUUUAUGUGGUGAUUCAUGUUUCUUAACUGUGGUGUUGUUUCCACAAGGAGAAAGAUCCAUAGUGUGCAUAAUUGCAAAUAUUAGCCAUUGAUCAAACUAAGUUAUUAUACAUUUGUUCUUCUUGUUCUUCCAAUAACUUUGGUGCUAUCAUCAAUGGAGACCAACGCAUCUUCUGACAACAUCAGUUCAAACAAGUACAUGGUACCUGAAAAACAGCCUUACCGAACCUGGUACCACUUUCAACCCCCACAAAAUUGGAUGAAUGAUCCAAAUGGACCAAUGUACUACAAAGGGGUUUACCACUUUUUCUAUCAAUUCAACCCUUAUGCACCAACCUUUGGUAGUUAUAUGGUAUGGGGUCAUUCUGCAUCCUAUGAUCUCAUCAAUUGGAUUCAUCUAAAUCAUGCUCUUGAACCAAGUGAAUCCUAUGACAUCAAUGGCUGCUAUUCUGGCUCAAUCACAACCCUCCCUGGGGAAAAACCAAUCAUUAUGUAUACAGGGAGUGAUUCCAACAAACAUCAAGUUCAGAACUUGGCUGUGCCAAAGAAUCUAUCAGACCCCUUCUUAAGGGAAUGGGAGAAACACCCUCAAAACCCUAUCUUGAUUCCACCCAGUGGAGUUGAAGUGGAUGGUUUUAGAGACCCUACAACUGCAUGGAAAGGGAGUGAUGGCAAGUGGAGAGUGGUUAUUGGUGCCAAAAAUGGUGAUGAAGGGAAGGCUCUUCUCUACUACAGUGAGGAUUUUGUUGAUUGGAAACUGUUUCCUGAUCCUAUGUAUGCAUCAGAAAACACUGGCAUGUUUGAGUGUCCAGAUUUUUUUCCAGUGUACAUCAGUGGCACAAAGAAAGGGGUGGAUACAUCUGUCAACAACAGCAGUGUUAAGCAUGUCUUGAAAACCAGCUAUCAGAACAAACAGCUAGAAUACUAUUUUCUUGGUGACUAUUUCCUUGACCAGGAAAAGUUUGUUCCUGAUGCUGAUUUGGGAGGACCAAAUCUGAACUUAAUAUUAGACCAUGGAAUGUUUUAUGCUUCCAAGUCAUUUUUUGACUAUGCCAAAAACAGAAGGAUAUUGUGGGGAUGGUCAAAGGAGUGUGACACUACGCAAGAUGAUUAUGAGAAAGGAUGGGCUGGUUUACAGUGUAUUCCAAGGCAAGUUUGGCUUGAUGAAAGUGGGAAAUGGUUAAUGCAGUGGCCAAUUGAAGAGGUAGAAAAGCUACGUGACAAACAGAUUAGCAUAAAGGGAGAGAAACUUGCUGGUGGAUCAAUUGUUGAAGUCUCAGGUAUCACUGCAUCACAGGCUGAUGUAGAAGUGUUGUUUGAGGUUCCGGAAAUAGAGAAUGCAGAGUUUUUAGAUGAAAGUGAAGUUGAUCCUGAGUUACUGUGUAGUGAAGAAUAUGCAUCAAGAAGUGGCACAAUAGGGCCAUUUGGUUUGUUUGCUUUAGCAUCUGAGGAUCAAACAGAACACACUGCAAUCUUCUUCAGAAUAUACAAAACCUCCAAUAGAUAUGUAUGUUUGAUGUGCAGUGAUCAAAGCAGGUCUUCAUUGCGGGAAAACGUUGAUAAAUCCUCGUAUGGAACCAUCUUUGACAUAGAUCCUAAUCAAAAAACAAUUUCACUCAGAAUCUUGAUUGAUCGUUCCAUUAUUGAGAGUUUUGGGGAGAAAGGGAGAAUUUGUAUAACCAGUAGAGUUUAUCCCUCAUUGGCUAUAGACAAAGAUGCACAUCUUCAUGUAUUCAACAAUGGAACACAGAGUGUGGUGAUCUCAGAACUGAAUGCUUGGAGCAUGAAUAAAGCAGAAUUUGUACAAGAAGAGAGCAUAAAAUAGAAACAGUAGCUAACAAAGAUUUGAAUAAUCAUACAACAUUUUAUUUUAUCUGGUUGUUUCAUAUUGUAUGUUUUCCUAUUGAAACCACAAUCAAUUUUCUCAACAAAUUUUUAAUAUUAAAAAU